Molecule: messenger RNA, 2054 nt
Organism: Musca domestica (house fly)
Lineage: Eukaryota; Metazoa; Arthropoda; Insecta; Diptera; Muscidae
Product: transmembrane protease serine 9
Exons: 4
Coding region: 586-1887 (433 amino acids)
Biological process (GO): proteolysis
Molecular function (GO): serine-type endopeptidase activity
Source: RefSeq, a predicted model, not a curated record
UGUGCAUGUAGAUCAGCGUAAUUACAGCUUGUAAGCCCAGUUAACUCGAAAGAGGCAAAGCGAAAAGAAAAAGUCAAAACAUCCAACCCACAACUCGAAAUCGCUGUCUAUGAACCCAAAACAAGUUGAAACCCCAAAUAAAACAAACAUGACAAUUUAAGUAAAUUCUGCAAAAACCAUAUACAAUAUAACAAAGAGACUUUUAUUAAAGCUGUCAUCAUCUGCUACUUAGCUUGUCAUCAUCUUCAUAAUCGACAUCACAACAACAAUAAACAAUGUCAGAUUAAGUAUAUAUCCCCAUCGCCGUUACGUGAAAGUGUAACCAAAGACGCCAGUGAAAUUAAAUAAUAAUUCUGUCAAUACCACACAAAGAAUUGUGGAGCGGAGCACUUAUCUGCAAAAUUAAAAGAAAAAAAAAAUACGCUAACACGGAUAUGAAGUAACACCAGAUUCCGUUGAAAUUCAAGCUUUUCGUAUAUUUUAUUUAACUGCUGCGAAUUAUUUGCUUUGCCUUCAAACUUGUCGUUAAUUGUCGUUGUUGUUGUUGUUUCACAAAUGAAUUGGAGGCAUUAAUGAUGUUCGAAGAUGCGUGUCAACUUUCAUUUUCUCUUGUUGUGCACCGUCGUCAUUAAUGGGAUCGCAACAACCGGAUCAUCACCCUCGAUUGUCUCACAAUACUACAAGCCGAAUCAAUUUGCCACGGAUUGUGGCAUACGACCUCCACGAAGAGAGCCCAGAUCUAGAUUUCCUUUCGAUGAUCCGAAAACUUCACGUACCGCAAAAAUAAUUGCUGGCAGUCAUACCAAAGAGGGACAAUAUCCCUGGCAAGCAUCUCUCGAGCUACUGCAUCCCUCAUUAGGAUUUCUCGGACAUUGGUGUGGUGCUGUACUGAUACAUCAAUAUUGGAUACUCUCUGCCGCACAUUGUGUUCACAAUGAUCUCUUUAAUUUACCCUUACCCCCUUUGUGGACGGUAGUUUUAGGUGAAUACAAUCGAGCUGUGGAAUCGGGUUAUGAACAAAGGAUACCUGUGGAGAAGAUCGUUCUCCACAAAAGUUAUCAGAAUUUCCUACACGAUUUGGUUCUGAUGAAACUGUCAAAACCUGCCGAUCUGUCUAAAAAAUCGAAUAUACGAAGAAUAUGUUUACCAUUUCUGUUUAAUGAGCCUGUUUACACUGAGUAUGAAGACGAUGAGGAUUUGGAAGCGGAGGAAUUGGAUGAUCCUUUGUUAAUGGAUUUGGGUCAAGUACCAGAUAAAAUGGAAAACUUCCUGCGGAGUGUGCAAAAUAUCAGGCGACAUCGUAAUAUAACAAUGCCAACCAUGAAGGAUUUGCUGGAUUUGAAAAUUUCAAAUCGCCUGAAGCGUCAACAGGCAGCUGCUCAACGUUUGGCAGGCAGUCGCAAUGGCCGUAGCGUACGACGUCGAAAUGAUAAAAUAUUGAAAAUAUUUCAAUAUUCCAGUGAAAGUGAGGGUGGAAUGUCGGAGCAAAAGCAUUUCCAUCGUUAUAUAGAUAAUAAUCCGGAUUUGCCGUAUAUCGAUUGUGUGGCAACGGGAUGGGGUAAAGCCAAUGUCACAGGAGAUUUAACCGAUUUGCUGUUGAAGACCAAUGUUCCACUGCACAACAAUAGGAGGUGCAAAGAUGCCUAUGGCACCUUUGUCCGAAUACAUCGGGGACAUUUGUGUGCUGGAAAACUGAAUGGCAAAGGUGGGACAUGUGUGGGUGAUUCUGGAGGCCCCUUGCAGUGUCGCCUUACAAAAACCGGGCCAUGGAUAUUGGCUGGUAUAACCUCGUUUGGUUCCGGCUGUUCCAUUGAAGGAUAUCCCGAUGUGUAUACCAGAAUAUCACACUAUAUGAAAUGGAUUCAGGAUACAAUAGCUUUUGAGUAAGCUAGAUAAAAAAAUAAGAAAUUAACAUUUAAAAAAAUUCUAAAAUACCUGCAUUUUGUAAAUGCACCACAAGUUUCGAACUCAGUUAAUGUGAAUUCUAACACCAAAAGUACAAUGUUGAAAUUUAAUGUUUGUUUCAUUUUUUUACUGUUUUUUUUUUUUAAUUA